AUGGUUGACAAGUUCGAUCCCAACUUCACCCAAAAUGUCAUCAAUGCCACAGGUCCAAAGACAGACCCUCGUAUGCGAGAGGUGAUUACCUCGCUCAUCCGCCAUCUCCAUGACUUCGCUCGCGAGGUCGAACUUACCGUUGACGAAUGGAUGGCCGGUGUGAACCUAGUCAACUGGGCCGGCCAGAUGAGCAAUGACAAGAGAAAUGAGGGACAGCUAGUAUGCGACGUUUUGGGUCUUGAAUCUCUCGUUGAUGAAAUUACUUUCUCUCGCGCUGCUAACGCACCCGAUGCCGCUACAGCCACCGCUAUUCUCGGCCCUUUCUUCAGAACCGACGCUCCUCACUAUCCUAAUGGCUCGAGCAUUAUCAAAACCCCUCCUGCCGAGGGCGGCGAGGUCACCUAUAUGCACGGCAGAGUCGUUGACUCUGUUACCGGAGAGCCAAUUGAGGGAGUGGUGAUCGAUGUCUGGGAGGCAUCCACCAACGGAUUGUACGAGCAACAAGAUCCAGAGCAGGCAGAUUGCAACCUUCGAGGAAGAUUCACCACAGACAAGGACGGAAAAUACUCCCUCUACUGCCUAAGGCCAACCCCAUACCCAAUUCCUUACGACGGCCCGGCUGGAAAGAUACUUCAACUCCUUGAUAGACACCCAAUGCGUCCAGCUCACAUUCACUUGAUUGCCCAACACAAGGACUAUAAACCAAUUACCACGCAGAUCUUUGAUAGCGAGGACAAAUACCUUGCCAAUGACUCCGUAUUUGCUGUCAAGCACUCUCUUGUGGUUGAAUUCAAGCCUCUGCAAGGAGAUGACAAGGCAACCAGAGAAGUUCAGUACGACUUGAAACUCAAGAAACAAGGUUAA
This is a messenger RNA of Coccidioides posadasii C735 delta SOWgp, 864 nucleotides long. RefSeq lists its product as uncharacterized. The record is from RefSeq and is a predicted model, not a curated record. Gene Ontology annotation, molecular function: catechol 1,2-dioxygenase activity; ferric iron binding. Lineage: Eukaryota; Fungi; Ascomycota; Eurotiomycetes; Onygenales; Onygenaceae. Gene Ontology annotation, biological process: catechol-containing compound metabolic process.